Mus musculus (house mouse) is the source of this 18741-nucleotide messenger RNA. RefSeq names its product neurofibromin 1 (gene Nf1). The record is from RefSeq and is a predicted model, not a curated record. Lineage: Eukaryota; Metazoa; Chordata; Mammalia; Rodentia; Muridae. Gene Ontology annotation, cellular component: nucleus; presynapse; cytoplasm. The transcript is spliced from 59 exons. Gene Ontology annotation, molecular function: GTPase activator activity. The coding region runs from base 7286 to 15844 and encodes 2852 amino acids. Gene Ontology annotation, biological process: regulation of synapse organization; regulation of developmental process; Schwann cell differentiation.
GCUGGAGUCGCGGAGUUUCCUAGCCCAGGCCCCUAAUAACCUGAAGACCUCCUACCUCCUUUACCGUGUGGAAUUUUGGGAGACAUUCGAGGCACAGCUAUAAAGCUGGGCAAGCUACAUGGAAGGCUGAGGCAGGAAAGUCAUUUGAGUCCAGUGUCUGAGACCUGCUCCAGAAAGAUAACGAGGCCCCGCCUCUUGACUUAAAACAAGAUCCAGCUACAGAACAUCCCACGUAGCUGCAAAGGCAUUCACGGAGGGAAGAAAUGAAUGACAGAAUUAGGGUCCUCUGAAAGGAACAUUUAUACUCCAUAUCACUGAAGACUGAGGAGAAAACACCUUCCCCCAACCACUAGCAUACCUGGAGGAAAGACGUUUCUCUCAGCUCUUUUAACACCUAGAUCAGAACACUACACAGGCUGAGUCCGGGUAAUAGCUUUUGUUACCUAUGCAUUGAUAACAAUUAGCUUAUAAGUAGUUGUUUCCAGCUGCUCCCCUCUGAUUAAUCAAUGAAGACAAAAGUAUUAUGGCAUGCCUGUGAUUUGCUAUCUGCAGAGUUAGAAACUUAGCAAGACUGAGCCGAGGGCAAGACGAGUAUGUACUUAAAGGGUCAGGGGAGGAAGGACUGGAGUGGGCAGAGCGAGUUUAGACAAGGGGGAAAGGCAAAAAGAGAGAAAUUCUUUCAGGCCUAGAUAACAGGAGUCGAUGACCAGGAUUCUCUUUACAUUUCUCUUUGUACCCCUCCCAGUGGUCCUGGGGGUUGUUGGAGGUUUUUGUUUGCUUUGUUUUUGUUUUGACAAGGUCUUAUUCUGUAACCACAUCUGGCCUGCAAUUCAUAAUGUAGCCCAGGUUGACCUCAGACAUCUGACAGUCCUCCUGUUUCAGCUUCCCUAGUACCAUGCCUGACCUAAGCCAGGGCUCUUACAGCGUCUCAUUAAACAGUGCUAACGGGAAUCACGUAAGCCCUUAUGCUAAACAGUCCAAAUAGACCCUUGCCCUCAGCUGUGCAGCUUUGGUUCUAGACAACAAAACUGGCAACCUUGGGCAAGAGAUGACUUGGUGGGUGGUGCGGAUGCUAAGCACAUGUGUCUCUGAGUUCAAUUCCUACCACCCCAAACAAAACAACCCCGAACAACCAAAUAAGUCAUUUCUCCUUCCAGUCCCGAGAUCCUCCGUUAGCAGUUACUUAAGCCUCUGAGCCUUUACAAGUCGUAGCACUUCCUGGUAUAGUUAGGGAGGGCUUUGAUUGCCUUGAGUCUGGAUGCACAUGCUUAGCAGGAUGGAGGGGGUCCUUGUUUUAUGUAACCUGAACUCCAGGUCCAGGGUCAGUAUCACCACUUGAAGGAUGAGGGCCCAGGCUUCUUUUAGCUUUACUUGGAGAUGUUGGGUUCUUAGCAGGAAGGAGGAUAAAAAGCAAAUGACCAAAACUGCACGCCCUGUCUGGCAGUCGGAUUCCCAGUAGAAUUAGUUGCUAGGUCAGCGUGGUGCGUUGGGGACUCUACUGCUCUGUGCUUCUCUCUCAUUUCUGUGAUUUCCUCAAGAUAGCCAUGUUGUUUGUUUUGUUUUGAGACAGUUUCCUAUUCCACAGCUUGGCUCCAAAUUCCCUAUGUAAUUAAGGAUGACCCUGAAUUCUCGAUCCUCCUGCCCCCAUCUCCUGAUAACUAGGCUAACAGGCUUGUAGCACCCACCCAGCAGCGGGUUAGUUUUGAAAAUGUACGCUUUUUUGGUUGGGAUGAUCAGGAACAGGUUCAGGGGCCUCCACCCGACCUUUCCCACUAUGACAGCUUUUGUCCCACAGGCCAAAACUGUUGCUGUAGAGUUGGUGACUCUAUCAGCAACUAAAUAUGUUCACUUCUACAGCCAGGAGGACCAGUGGGCACUUGGUUUCAUUGACUCGCUAGGAAUACAGUCUUCUUAAACAGUGUGGAAAUUGACUUGGAUCAAGAAAUGGGGCAAGCGAUUGUUUACCAGAAGGGAGUUUCUCUCAGUCUCUUCCUCCUCUAUCUGUGGGUUUUAAAAAUUAUGUAGUGGAACUGAUUGGUUGCCCACUUAUAUUUCUACCAGUGUUCUAUUAACUAUGUGCAUAGCUCUCUGGGAGUCUGGCUCACUCUAAUCUUGACAUCUAAAACAACACUACUUAAUCUGGAAUACUGUGAUGCCUACUGCUCCUAACUCAAAUACUGUCUAUCAGCAGCCCUGGCCUACAGAGAACCCCUCUUGCCAGCUUGUGAAAGAAGGCAGAACACCACCAGCUGGAGAGGUGGGUACAUUUUAUGCCUACUGUAGCAUCCCGCUCUUCUGAGUCUUUUUUUUCCCCUUUCCUUCUUUCUUUCUUUCUUUCUUUCUUUCUUUCUUUCUUCUGAGUCUUGUAGUUAGCUUCAGCUGUUUUCAUACUUGCUUAUGUAUUCAGGCUGCCAGCAACUCACAAUCCUCCUGCCUGAGCAUCUGAGUGCUGGCAGUACAUGUGGCUGCUUCCCUGUGACUAUGUCUCUUAUUCCGUUGUUUUUCUAUUUCGUGAGUCCAGGCCAUUGCUUUCUCUAAGUUUCCUAGAACCAUCCUAGUAACCCAUUAGCAUCAUUUCCUGGAGGCCUGGCCAGGAUGUAGAUCCCACAGUACAGGGAUGUUCUUACAUCAAUAAACUCUGCUUUGCUUAGCAUUAUGUUUUCUCUUCCUCCCUCCUUUCCCAAAGCAAUCUGGGGACCUGAUCCCAUGCUCUCCUAGCUUCUACGCAUGCGCGCGUGCACACACACACAGGGACACACAUGCACAUACACACACACAAACAAACGGCUGGCUCUAUCUUCAAUAUACACAUUGCCUUUCCUCCAUUAGUGGUUCUAACAUUUCCUUGGUGGGGUUAUUUUGUGGCUUGACCUUAGUUAUUAGUCUGGUAGGCAGGUGAAAAGGGGUUGGUAGAUUCUGAGGGCUUGUUUGGUCUUGCAAGGUAGAUAUACUUAUGGGUGAGAGAUGAUGAGGCAAUAAAUUGCCCUUAAUGCAGCUUUUGAGUCCUCAAGGUGAUAUGGAUUUCUGAGGGUUGUAAAUGCGUGGAGAAAGAUGACCUGCCACACAUGGCCUAGUACUUUCCCCAACUGCUAGUCCAGACCUUGGUUCAGCAGACUUGCCAGACCUGAGAAUCACUUUGGAGUUCCACUGCUCUUAUAAUUAAGCCGUAGUCUGUACUCAGCUUUGACUUUUAUCCUUAGUCUUUGGUAAUUAAUCGUUCUCAGACUUUCAUUGUCUUUCUCCAUGGUAUAGAUUUACUGCAUCCACAGUUACAUAAGUUCAUCCUCAUGUGUUGCUGUCCUGAGACAGGGUCUCACUAACUCAGGUUGGUCUUGAACUUGCCACUGUCUUACCUUCAUCUUCCAAUUACAAAGGUUACAGGUAUAUGCCCUAUUCCUGUCCUUAAAUUACCAAUUCCCUUACAUUAAAAAAAGAAGAAGAAAGCCUGCUAGAUUGAACCUACUGGUACACUCUUCUAUUUGUAUUAUAUUCCAACCUUCUUCUUAAAAAGGCUUUAAUUUAUGUGUAUGCAUGUGUGUCUGUGCAUGUCAAGGCCCACAAGGCUGUGAGGUCCUCACUGCCAGCUACUCAUAGGCUAAUUCAGCUCCACUAUAUCAGGCUCCCUUCAUGGCACUUGGUGUUCUUGGGAAUCAACAUUGUGCAGUACAGAGGGAGUAGUAUUGAGGAGAAAUAGAAGCAGAAUAAAAUGUAGUCACAGAUAAAGCUCCAGCCAGUCAUUUUCUUGGGAGCUGACCUGAUCAGGGGAGCUCUGGAGCCAAGAAAGCCUUCAGAGUGGAUCUGUCCUGAACUUAACAUCUAGUCUGAAAAGGCUCUCCUGGAAGUGCUGUCAUGUGUCAUGCAGAAGCUCUCCUCAGCAGAGGGCAAUUCUGGAGCAGGCUUCAGCUGAGGGCUACUGGCACUGGCCAUUAACCCUCCCAGCGGCUAGGAAACAAGUGUCUUAGUUCAAAAGAGCCUGUAUUCUUUGGUAUGUAGGGAUAGAGGGAUGGGGAGCUGCUGUAGAGGUGGGGAGAGGGUAGAAUUAAUACCUUGAGACUUUGGACAUGAUCCUUGAGGGGUUGGGGAGAUGGCUCAGUGGUUAAGAGCACUGGCCGCUCCUCAGAGGAUCUGGGUUUGAUUCCCAGCACCCAUAGUGUGGCUUAUAAUUGUCUGUACCUCCUGUUCCAGGGGAUCUGGUGCCCUCUUCUGGCCCUCUCAGGCACUGCACAUACACGGUGCUUAGAUACACACAAGCAAAACAGUUAUACAAACAAAUAAAAUAAAAGACUUGAAGAACAAUUGACAGUUUUUAUCUAAUGAAGAGGGGGGAUGAAUGAGGGCGAUAUACAUUCAAACUGUACAUAAUCUCUAAUUCAUAAUCUCAUAAACACAUAAUCUCUAAUACCAUUUACAGCGCAGAAGAAAGGAAGUUAGGAUAUAAGCCAAUCUUUACUCAGAAGUGUAUGCCUUUUGCCAACGAGACUACAGCUAGUCCACUCAGUUUCUACAAGCUAAACUCAGACAGCUAACUUACUUUGGCUGCACAAAAUUGAGAAAUGUGAUUGGCUGUCACAGUGUAAAAAUUAGAGACAUCUAUACAUAAGUUUGGAUUUCUAGCUUCUCUUAAGUAACUGGAAGUUCUAGCAACAUGAGGUCAACAUCCCUGCAUGGCAGGAAUUGUCCGGAGCUGAGUGAUAUCUGCCCUUUAAACAUGGGUGGGCAUGGGCAGGGACACUCCUUAGUUAACCAGGUCUUCCUUUCCAUGAUGACUUGGUUUAGACUCCCUGUCACACCACUAUGCAUGGCUUAGCAAAGUUUACGGUGUGGAAUGGGCUGAUGGAUACUUAAUAUUGGUUUACAAGAACUGACUGAGUUCAUUAGAGAGGAGGCUGGGUGAAGGCUAGAACCUCCAUUGGCAAUGAGAGGCUUGGGGUGAAGGGGGAAAAAAUAGGACUUUGUACACAGGCGCACAGUCAGAUGAAUUAAUGCUCCAGUGGCUGGAGCCUGAGCAAAGAAAGGAGAGCAAGAAGCCAGCAGUGAAGGUUAGAGAGACAACCAGGAAGGAGCCAGUCAAGGGGAGGAAUGAGACAGAGGCUAUUUAGUAAUGGAAUGGUGAUGGUGUGUGUGUGUGUGGGGGGGGGCAGGGCUCAGCCACAUCUAAGUUUCAAAGAUAAAGAUGGAAUGCCAGGGCAAAGAGGAGCUAAUCAGGGGUUUCAGAGCCGGUGUGAGAAAGGGAAAGGGAGGUAGUGGUUCUAGCUGUUUAGCAGUGAAGUAGACACGUUGGGAUGCUAUUUGGGGCGAUGUGCUGUGAGUAAGGACUUUUUCCAGGGUCCUGGAUGCAGAAAGCACCAAAGGCCCUUUAAUCUUCUCUCAUUUCUCUUCAGCACUCCCAUCACCGCUGACGUCAUCUAAAGAAACCAGUAUCCAUGUUGCAGCUUUCAAGAAGGGAUCGUAGAAACAGCCAAUCUCUGUCCUUUUGUUUCAGUGGAAUGAAACAUUAACUUAAUUUGCAUCUUGGAAGAUCACUAACCUACCUAGACUUGAGACUUCUUUUACAGCUAUACCACUUUGUCCGUGGGCUACUAGCUCUGUGGAUUUUCUGUGGUGAAAUGAAAAUUGUGGUUUUGUUUCAUCUUAUCACCCAGUUGGUAUCUUCCUAUGUGGCUAAUGGUUGAUGGCUGCAGGCUGUUGUCUGAGUGCGCGUCCACACUUUUGUUUUUGAGACAAGGCCACACUAUGGAGCAGUGGUUGACUCAGGAGGAUUUGCUUGCCUCUAAUGAAAGCGAGCAUCUCCACAUCCUGCUUCUAAACACAUUUUAACACUGACUUAAUUCAAGUGCAUUGAAGAAAACUCAUUUCAAAGUCCAGUGUCAGAGCGCCUUUCCCUCCCCAUCCGAUGAGUAGAGAGCUUCACCCUGUAGCUCUGCUUGGCCUGGAAAUCCCCAAGUAGAACAGGCUAGCCCCGAGCAAACUAUCUUUUGGGUUUAUCCUCUUUUGUAAGUGUGCACAGCCAAUUCCACACAAGUCCUUCAAACUCUGGUUCUGGGCAUUGGGAAGGCCCUUGUUUCUGGAGAGCCAUCCUUCUCGAUUUGUUCUUAGAGUCAAACCAUUUUGGUACUUAUCAGCCCUUGGGCAUGUAUCCUGGAACCUCCAGUGCUCUGUUCAUCAGAUAGGUCAGGCUACUGAGUCCUACUGGAAAGGUUUGUUCGAAAGGCUGAAAUGCAUAAAUGUUAGGCCUUUUAAAGGUCUUUACAGUAUGGUGAACUAGUCUUCAAUCUGAAUUAUCAUCCGUGCAAAAAGUUUUAUUAACUUGGUUGUCCGUCAGUUUAGUUGAGGAAUUUCGGAUUGGGGAAUUCUAGUCUCCAACUUGGAUCACCACUGGGCCUUGCUUUGGAAUUUAAGCGACAUUAAAAAGAAAAAAAUCACGGAAUCUCUCUUGGCCUUCUUUUUACCCGUUUUCAGCAGCCUUCAGAAGCCCCAUCGACUGCGUGGCGGUGUGUGCCUUACAUUUUUAAGUGAAGAAAGCGGAGAGAGACUGACUCCAGCCUCCGGGACAGAUCAGCGACAGAGAUCAGCGGUCGGAGAGAAAGCCUAGCCUCAGGACACCCUAACUUCUAACCCCGGGAGCGAUCCAAGCCCGGAGGCCAGCGGGGGAAGGGCUGUUCGAGGCGGCGGUGGCAAUGACAGCCUACGCACCGGAGUCGGCUCAGAUUCUCUGGCCAGAGCCCCGCGCCAGUUUAGGUGGGGAGACCCGCGGCAGCGAGGGACGCGCGCCUCCGGGCCCGGAGGAGUUAGGUGACGUCACCUCCAGGAGGACUCGCUUUUUCAUUAAUGAAACCGGCCGGCCGCGGGCGCAUGCGCAGCAGGCCCCUUCCCUCUCGCUUCCCCCUCCCCUUUCCCAGCCGCGCUCUCAAUCUCAAGCUCGCUCGCUCUCCCUCUCCCCGAGCCGUGGAAAGGAUCCCACUUCCGGUGGGGUGUCAUGGCGGCGUCUCGGACUGUGAUGGCUGAGGGGAGACGGCGCUAGUGGGGAGAGCCACCCACAGGCGCCCUCCCCUCCCCGGGCUCCCCUCCCCACCCCUCCCCCAGUCUCCUCGCCAACGCCCCCUUCCCCUGUCCCCCUCCCGGCGGGCCGCGCGGGCCCCCGUCCCCACCCCCGUGGGAACGCUAGCUGCCCGCACUCCUCAGCCGCUCGGCUCGCCGCUGCCCUCACCUCCGCGCCGGCCGCCCGCCCGCCCUCAGGCGGGCCCCGGACGCCGGCCCUCCACCGCCCCCGGGUCGCCGGGAGGACAUGGCCGCACACAGGCCGGUGGAAUGGGUCCAGGCCGUGGUCAGCCGCUUCGACGAGCAGCUUCCAAUAAAGACAGGACAGCAGAACACACAUACCAAAGUCAGCACCGAGCACAACAAGGAGUGUCUGAUCAACAUUUCCAAAUACAAGUUUUCUCUGGUCAUCAGUGGGCUCACCACCAUCCUAAAGAAUGUUAACAAUAUGAGGAUAUUUGGAGAAGCUGCUGAAAAAAAUUUGUAUCUCUCUCAGUUGAUCAUAUUGGAUACACUGGAAAAAUGUCUUGCUGGGCAACCAAAGGACACAAUGAGAUUAGAUGAGACAAUGCUGGUCAAACAAUUACUACCAGAAAUCUGCCAUUUUCUUCACACCUGCCGUGAAGGAAACCAACAUGCAGCCGAACUUCGGAAUUCUGCCUCUGGGGUUUUAUUUUCUCUCAGCUGCAACAACUUCAAUGCAGUCUUUAGUCGCAUUUCUACAAGGUUACAGGAGUUGACUGUCUGUUCAGAAGAUAAUGUUGAUGUUCACGAUAUAGAAUUGUUACAGUAUAUCAAUGUGGAUUGUGCAAAAUUAAAACGACUUCUGAAGGAAACAGCAUUUAAAUUUAAAGCCCUGAAGAAGGUUGCACAGUUGGCAGUUAUAAAUAGCCUAGAAAAGGCUUUUUGGAACUGGGUAGAAAAUUAUCCGGAUGAAUUUACAAAGCUAUACCAAAUUCCACAGACAGAUAUGGCUGAAUGUGCAGAGAAGCUGUUUGACUUGGUGGAUGGUUUUGCAGAAAGCACCAAACGUAAAGCAGCAGUGUGGCCCCUACAAAUCAUUCUCCUUAUCUUGUGUCCAGAAAUAAUCCAGGACAUCUCCAAGGAUGUGGUGGACGAGAGCAACAUAAACAAGAAGCUGUUUCUGGACAGUUUACGGAAAGCACUCGCUGGCCAUGGAGGAAGCAGGCAGCUGACUGAGAGUGCUGCCAUUGCUUGUGUCAAGUUGUGUAAAGCAAGUACUUACAUCAACUGGGAAGAUAAUUCUGUCAUUUUCCUACUGGUUCAGUCCAUGGUAGUUGAUCUUAAGAACCUGCUUUUUAAUCCAAGUAAACCAUUCUCUAGAGGCAGUCAGCCUGCAGAUGUGGACCUCAUGAUUGACUGUCUUGUCUCUUGCUUUCGGAUAAGCCCUCACAACAACCAACACUUUAAGAUCUGCCUGGCUCAGAAUUCACCUUCUACAUUUCACUAUGUGUUGGUAAACUCACUGCACCGCAUCAUCACCAAUAGCACUUUCAAGCAUGGACUUGGCACUGCUUCUGCGUUGGAUUGGUGGCCUAAGAUUGAUGCUGUAUAUUGUCACUCAGUUGAACUUCGCAAUAUGUUUGGUGAAACACUUCAUAAAGCAGUGCAAGGCUGUGGAGCGCACCCAGCAAUACGAAUGGCACCAAGUCUCACCUUUAAAGAAAAGGUAACAAGCCUUAAAUUUAAAGAAAAGCCUACAGACCUAGAGACAAGGAGCUACAAAUGUCUUCUUUUGUCCAUGGUGAAACUGAUUCAUGCAGACCCAAAGCUUUUGCUUUGUAAUCCAAGAAAACAGGGCCCUGAAACUCAGAGCAGUACAGCAGAACUAAUUACAGGGCUCGUACAACUGGUUCCUCAGUCACACAUGCCAGAGGUCGCUCAGGAGGCUAUGGAGGCUUUGCUGGUCCUUCAUCAGUUAGAUAGCAUUGAUCUCUGGAAUCCUGACGCUCCUGUAGAGACAUUCUGGGAAAUCAGCUCACAAAUGCUUUUUUACAUCUGCAAGAAAUUAACUAGCCAUCAAAUGCUUAGUAGCACAGAAAUUCUCAAGUGGUUACGGGAAAUUCUGAUCUGCAGAAAUAAAUUUCUUCUUAAAAAUAAGCAGGCAGAUAGAAGCUCCUGUCAUUCUCUCUACCUUUAUGGAGUAGGAUGUGAAAUGUCUGCUACUGGAAAUACCACUCAGAUGUCAGUUGAUCAUGAUGAGUUCCUGCGUGCCUGUACUCCUGGAGCAUCUCUGCGGAAAGGAAGAGGGAAUUCCUCCAUGGAUAGCACAGCAGGGUGCAGUGGAACCCCACCUAUAUGCCGACAAGCCCAGACCAAGCUAGAAGUGGCCUUAUACAUGUUUCUGUGGAAUCCUGACACUGAAGCUGUUCUGGUUGCUAUGUCCUGUUUCCGCCACCUCUGUGAAGAAGCAGAUAUUCGAUGUGGGGUAGAUGAAGUGUCAGUACACAACUUCUUGCCCAACUAUAACACAUUCAUGGAAUUUGCCUCAGUCAGCAAUAUGAUGUCAACAGGAAGAGCAGCGCUUCAGAAAAGAGUGAUGGCCCUGCUAAGGCGCAUUGAGCACCCUACUGCAGGAAACAUUGAGGCCUGGGAAGAUACACAUGCAAAGUGGGAACAGGCUACAAAACUAAUCCUUAACUACCCAAAAGCCAAAAUGGAAGAUGGCCAGGCUGCAGAAAGUCUUCAUAAGACCAUUGUUAAGAGACGGAUGUCCCAUGUCAGUGGAGGAGGCUCCAUAGACUUGUCUGACACAGACUCCCUGCAGGAGUGGAUCAACAUGACUGGCUUCCUUUGUGCCCUUGGUGGGGUGUGCCUGCAACAGAGAAGCAGCUCUGGCCUAGCGACAUACAGCCCACCUAUGGGCGCUGUCAGUGAACGCAAAGGGUCUAUGAUUUCUGUAAUGUCUUCUGAAGGGAAUAUUGAUUCACCUGUCAGCAGAUUUAUGGACCGGCUUCUGUCCUUAAUGGUGUGUAACCACGAGAAAGUGGGGCUUCAGAUACGGACCAAUGUUAAGGACCUGGUGGGUCUGGAGUUGAGUCCUGCUCUGUAUCCAAUGCUGUUUAACAAACUGAAGAAUACCAUCAGCAAGUUUUUUGACUCUCAAGGACAGGUAUUACUAAGUGACAGCAAUACUCAGUUUGUAGAGCAAACCAUAGCCAUAAUGAAAAACCUACUGGAUAAUCAUACUGAAGGCAGCUCUGAGCAUCUGGGACAAGCGAGCAUUGAGACAAUGAUGCUAAAUCUGGUCAGAUACGUUCGUGUUCUUGGGAAUAUGGUCCAUGCAAUACAAAUAAAAACAAAAUUGUGUCAGUUAGUUGAAGUCAUGAUGGCAAGAAGAGAUGACCUCUCGUUUUGUCAAGAGAUGAAAUUUAGGAAUAAGAUGGUAGAAUAUCUAACAGACUGGGUUAUGGGAACAUCAAACCAAGCAGCAGAUGAUGACAUAAAAUGUCUUACGAGAGAUCUGGACCAAGCAAGCAUGGAAGCAGUAGUUUCUCUCCUCGCUGGUCUUCCACUGCAGCCCGAAGAAGGAGAUGGGGUGGAGCUGAUGGAGGCCAAAUCACAGUUAUUCCUUAAGUACUUCACAUUAUUUAUGAACCUUUUGAAUGACUGUAGUGAAGUUGAAGAUGAAAAUGCACAAACGGGUGGCAGGAAACGUGGCAUGUCUCGGAGGCUGGCAUCCCUGAGGCACUGUACAGUGCUUGCAAUGUCAAACUUACUCAAUGCUAAUGUGGACAGUGGACUCAUGCACUCCAUAGGCUUAGGUUAUCACAAGGAUCUUCAGACAAGAGCUACGUUUAUGGAAGUUCUGACAAAAAUCCUUCAACAAGGAACAGAAUUCGAUACACUUGCGGAAACGGUGUUGGCAGAUCGAUUUGAGAGACUUGUGGAACUGGUCACAAUGAUGGGAGACCAGGGAGAACUCCCUAUAGCUAUGGCUCUUGCCAAUGUGGUCCCUUGUUCUCAGUGGGAUGAGCUGGCUCGGGUUCUGGUCACUCUGUUUGAUUCCCGGCAUUUACUCUACCAGCUGCUCUGGAACAUGUUUUCUAAGGAGGUAGAAUUGGCAGACUCCAUGCAGACUCUCUUUCGAGGCAACAGCUUGGCCAGUAAGAUAAUGACAUUCUGCUUCAAGGUGUAUGGUGCUACUUACCUACAAAAGCUCUUGGACCCUUUAUUACGAGUCAUCAUCACAUCUUCGGAUUGGCAACAUGUUAGCUUUGAAGUGGAUCCUACCAGGUUAGAACCCUCUGAGAGCCUUGAGGAGAACCAGAGGAACCUCCUUCAGAUGACAGAGAAGUUCUUCCAUGCCAUCAUCAGCUCUUCCUCAGAAUUCCCCUCACAGCUUCGAAGUGUCUGCCAUUGUUUGUACCAGGCAACUUGCCACUCCCUACUGAAUAAAGCUACAGUAAAAGAAAGAAAGGAAAACAAAAAAUCAGUGGUUAGCCAGCGCUUCCCUCAGAACAGCAUCGGUGCCGUAGGAAGUGCCAUGUUUCUCAGAUUCAUCAAUCCUGCCAUUGUCUCGCCGUAUGAAGCAGGGAUUUUAGAUAAAAAGCCACCACCUAGAAUUGAAAGGGGCUUGAAGUUAAUGUCAAAGGUACUUCAGAGCAUUGCCAAUCAUGUACUGUUCACAAAAGAAGAGCAUAUGAGACCUUUUAAUGAUUUUGUGAAAAGCAACUUUGACUUGGCACGAAGGUUUUUCCUAGAUAUAGCAUCAGAUUGUCCCACAAGUGAUGCAGUAAACCAUAGUCUUUCCUUCAUCAGCGAUGGCAAUGUGCUUGCUUUACAUCGGCUGCUUUGGAACAAUCAGGAGAAAAUUGGCCAGUAUCUUUCCAGUAACAGGGAUCAUAAAGCUGUUGGAAGACGACCUUUUGAUAAGAUGGCCACACUUCUCGCGUAUCUGGGUCCUCCGGAGCACAAGCCUGUGGCAGAUACACACUGGUCCAGCCUUAACCUUACCAGUUCAAAGUUUGAGGAAUUUAUGACCAGGCACCAGGUACAUGAGAAAGAAGAGUUCAAGGCCUUGAAAACGUUAAGCAUCUUCUACCAAGCUGGCACCUCCAAAGCUGGGAAUCCUAUUUUUUAUUAUGUUGCACGGAGGUUCAAAACUGGCCAGAUCAAUGGUGAUCUGCUGAUAUACCAUGUCUUGCUGACUUUAAAGCCAUAUUAUGCAAAGCCAUAUGAAAUUGUAGUGGACCUUACCCAUACUGGGCCUAGCAAUCGCUUUAAAACAGACUUCCUCUCUAAGUGGUUUGUUGUCUUUCCUGGCUUUGCCUAUGACAACGUCUCUGCAGUCUAUAUCUAUAACUGUAACUCCUGGGUCAGGGAGUAUACCAAAUACCAUGAGCGGCUGCUGACUGGCCUCAAGGGCAGCAAAAGGCUCAUUUUCAUCGACUGUCCUGGGAAGCUGGCUGAACAUAUAGAGCAUGAGCAACAGAAACUCCCUGCUGCUACCUUGGCUUUGGAAGAAGAUCUAAAGGUUUUCCACAAUGCUCUCAAGUUAGCUCACAAGGACACCAAAGUUUCUAUUAAGGUUGGUUCUACUGCUGUUCAGGUAACUUCAGCAGAAAGAACAAAAGUUUUGGGGCAAUCCGUCUUUUUAAAUGAUAUUUACUAUGCUUCUGAAAUCGAAGAGAUCUGCCUAGUUGAUGAGAACCAGUUCACUCUAACCAUUGCAAACCAAGGCACACCACUGACCUUCAUGCACCAAGAAUGUGAAGCCAUUGUUCAGUCUAUCAUUCAUAUCAGGACCCGCUGGGAGCUGUCACAACCUGACUCCAUCCCUCAGCAUACCAAGAUUCGACCAAAGGAUGUCCCUGGGACACUGCUUAAUAUUGCGUUACUGAAUUUGGGCAGUUCAGACCCUAGUUUACGGUCUGCUGCCUAUAAUCUCCUGUGUGCCUUAACCUGCACCUUUAAUUUAAAGAUUGAAGGUCAGUUGCUAGAGACAUCGGGGUUAUGCAUCCCUGCCAACAACACACUCUUCAUUGUCUCUAUCAGUAAGACGCUCGCAGCCAAUGAGCCACACCUCACCUUAGAGUUUUUGGAAGAGUGUAUUUCUGGAUUUAGCAAAUCUAGUAUUGAAUUGAAGCACCUUUGUUUGGAAUAUAUGACCCCAUGGCUGUCAAAUCUAGUCCGUUUUUGUAAGCAUAAUGAUGAUGCCAAACGACAAAGGGUUACUGCCAUCCUUGAUAAGCUAAUAACAAUGACUAUAAACGAGAAGCAGAUGUAUCCUUCUAUUCAAGCAAAAAUCUGGGGGAGCCUUGGGCAGAUCACAGACCUGCUGGAUGUUGUGCUUGACAGUUUCAUCAAGACCAGUGCGACAGGAGGCUUAGGGUCUAUCAAAGCUGAGGUGAUGGCAGACACAGCUGUGGCUUUAGCUUCUGGAAAUGUGAAAUUGGUGUCGAGUAAGGUUAUUGGAAGGAUGUGUAAAAUAAUUGACAAGACUUGCUUAUCCCCAACUCCAACUUUAGAACAACAUCUUAUGUGGGACGACAUUGCCAUUUUAGCCCGCUACAUGCUGAUGCUGUCCUUCAACAACUCCCUCGAUGUGGCGGCUCAUCUGCCCUAUCUCUUCCAUGUUGUCACUUUCUUAGUAGCCACAGGUCCCUUGUCCCUCCGAGCUUCCACACAUGGGCUGCUCAUCAAUAUCAUUCACUCUCUGUGUACUUGUUCUCAGCUUCACUUUAGUGAAGAGACCAAGCAAGUUUUGAGGCUCAGUCUAACAGAGUUCUCGUUACCCAAAUUUUACUUACUGUUUGGCAUUAGCAAAGUCAAGUCGGCUGCUGUCAUUGCCUUCCGUUCCAGUUACCGGGACCGCUCCUUCUCCCCUGGCUCCUAUGAGAGGGAGACUUUUGCUUUGACGUCCCUGGAAACAGUCACAGAAGCUUUGUUGGAGAUCAUGGAGGCAUGUAUGAGAGAUAUUCCAACAUGCAAGUGGCUGGAUCAGUGGACAGAACUAGCUCAAAGAUUUGCGUUUCAGUAUAACCCAUCGCUGCAGCCAAGAGCUCUUGUGGUGUUUGGCUGUAUUAGCAAACGAGUGUCUCAUGGGCAGAUAAAGCAGAUUAUCCGAAUUCUUAGCAAGGCACUUGAAAGUUGUUUAAAAGGACCUGACACUUACAACAGUCAAGUUCUGAUAGAAUCUACGGUGAUAGCACUAACAAAAUUACAGCCGCUUCUUAAUAAGGACUCGCCCCUGCACAAAGCCCUCUUUUGGGUUGCUGUGGCUGUGCUGCAGCUGGACGAAGUCAACUUGUAUUCAGCCGGCACUGCACUUCUGGAACAAAACCUGCACACCUUGGACAGUCUCCGGAUAUUCAAUGACAAGAGUCCGGAAGAAGUAUUUAUGGCGAUCCGGAAUCCUCUGGAAUGGCACUGCAAGCAGAUGGAUCACUUUGUCGGACUCAACUUCAACUCUAACUUUAACUUUGCACUAGUUGGACACCUCUUAAAAGGGUACAGGCAUCCUUCACCUGCCAUUGUUGCAAGAACAGUCAGAAUUUUGCAUACACUACUAACUCUCGUUAACAAACAUAGAAAUUGUGACAAAUUUGAGGUGAAUACACAGAGUGUGGCUUACUUAGCAGCUCUACUCACAGUGUCUGAAGAGGUUCGAAGUCGCUGUAGCCUCAAGCAUAGGAAGUCCCUUCUUCUUACUGAUAUUUCAAUGGAAAAUGUUCCUAUGGAUACAUAUCCCAUUCAUCACGGUGACCCCAGCUAUAGGACACUAAAGGAGACCCAGCCAUGGUCCUCUCCCAAAGGUUCAGAAGGAUACCUUGCAGCCACCUACCCAGCUGUAGGCCAAACCAGUCCCCGAGCCAGGAAAUCCAUGAGCUUGGAUAUGGGACAGCCUUCUCAGGCCAACACAAAAAAAUUGCUUGGAACAAGAAAAAGUUUUGAUCACUUGAUAUCUGACACAAAGGCUCCUAAAAGACAAGAAAUGGAAUCAGGGAUUACAACACCCCCGAAAAUGAGAAGAGUGGCAGAGACUGACUAUGAAAUGGCAGAAACCCAAAGGAUUCCCUCCUCGCAGCAGCACCCACAUUUACGGAAAGUCUCAGUCUCUGAAUCAAAUGUUCUUUUGGAUGAAGAAGUUCUUACCGACCCAAAGAUCCAAGCGCUGCUUCUUACUGUUCUGGCUACACUGGUAAAAUAUACUACAGAUGAAUUUGAUCAACGGAUUCUUUAUGAAUAUCUAGCAGAGGCCAGCGUUGUGUUUCCCAAAGUGUUUCCUGUUGUGCACAAUUUGUUGGACUCUAAGAUCAAUACCCUCUUGUCUUUAUGCCAAGAUCCAAAUUUGUUAAAUCCAAUCCAUGGAAUUGUACAGAGUGUGGUGUACCAUGAGGAGUCCCCGCCACAGUACCAGACAUCUUACCUGCAAAGUUUUGGUUUUAAUGGCUUAUGGCGGUUUGCAGGACCCUUUUCAAAGCAAACACAAAUCCCUGACUAUGCUGAGCUCAUUGUUAAAUUUCUUGAUGCCUUGAUUGACACGUACUUGCCUGGAAUUGAUGAAGAAACCAGUGAGGAGUCCCUCCUGACACCCACAUCUCCUUACCCUCCUGCACUGCAGAGCCAGCUUAGUAUCACUGCCAACCUUAACCUCUCUAAUUCCAUGACCUCACUUGCAACUUCCCAGCAUUCCCCAGGACUCGACAAGGAGAACGUUGAACUCUCCCCCACCGCUGGCCACUGUAACAGUGGACGGACUCGCCAUGGAUCCGCAAGCCAAGUGCAGAAGCAAAGAAGUGCUGGCAGUUUCAAACGUAAUAGCAUUAAGAAGAUCGUGUGAAGCGUUCUUUGUUUCACUCUUCAAACCAACCUAACAUGGCUUCUCACUAGUGACCCCUCACCUUGCACUGCUGCACUUCGUGUCUUAUGAUCCCAUCUGGUCGCCGUGUCGCCAGACGGUCAUCUCUUGGAGCAUUGCCUAAGUUUAAUGCUGCUUUUCUUUGAUGUUUUUCCUUCUACUUUGGCAUGUGUCUGGUUGAGCACUUGUUCUGAGGACAGCAGAGACAGCAGGCGGUCAGGAGGCCUGACUGAGAGCGUGGACCGUGGGUGUGGAUGAACCCUGCAGUGCUGCCGCUGCCGCAAGCCACGGGCCGUACGCGGAGGACGGCCUUCUGUGUUCCCGUCUUGCAGAGUGAAGGGGUCGUCUUAGUUACACACUUAUAAGUUUGGGGGAGAAAUCAUAUUUUAACCCCAGUGUAUUUAAUCUUCUAGCUGUGGACUUUUUUUUUUUUUUUUUUUUACCUUAUGUAGUUGAAGGAACCACAGAGGCCAAGCCUCAAUAAAGCCACAGGCCAGGGACUGAGGGAGGGGCAAACUAAUAUUUUGUAACGAAUUCUUAAGAAAUACUAACAUUUGAGUCUUAGCAAUAAGUACAGGAAAAUAAGCGUGACACACACAUCUUAACAUUGCUGAAUUAAAGCUAUUGGUUCUGAGGCCUUAUACAUACUUGGUCAUCCAACCUGGGUAAUUUUUUUCCAGUUGAUUAUCUUUUAAUUUUUACAUAUGAAGGUGUUCUGUUCUUUUUUUUUUUUUUUAAGCCAAGACUAUACUAAGUAUAGAAACUACACUUGUGUUUGCACUUGCUUUCUCCUCUUUCCUAAGUGAUUCUAAGCAGGGUAAUUUGCAGACAGAGUGGUGAGACUCGUUUCCACAAGGUAAUUUUCAUAGCUCUUUCCAUUGGCUCCGUAGCAAAAUGGAAUGGUACGUGACAUAGGGUAGGUGAUAUUUUUAUUUUGUUAAAUAAUUUUCCAAGAAACAGAAUAUGCUGUAUAUUAUCAUAAAUUUCUUUGAUAAGAUGUAUUUUUAAAAUCUUUUAAUCUUACUCCUCUCCUCCAAAUAAAAUCAGGAAUCUCUAGCAAAACAUUUGGAUUCUAUCUGAUAGGAUUGCAUUUAGUCACUGUGAAGUCUGGCCGGCCUGUGUGGUAUGGACACAGGACCUCUAGGAUCGCUGCUGUGCAGAGUGGCUGGACCAGUGGGACUCAGGCCCUUCCAAGGGAUGCACACCCAGCUGCUUCAUGGUACCCGCAGGAUGCAAGACAGUUUGACUUUAGUGAGCACAGUAGUACAUGGAUGCUCUCAGUUAAGAUUGAACUAUAUUUAUUUUUAAAAGGUAUUAUCCCUCUACUUCCAGGUUCCCUUCAUGUAUUAAGACAUAAUGGCUUUGGGAGGGACCAAAAGAAACCCAGUAGGGUGUGGACAGGUCCUGUAGUGCUGGCUCACUAGUGGAUUUCAGUAAGUUAAACUCCACAGCUAAGUCAAUAAAUAAUGGUACAUUUAAGUAUUCUGACUUUAAUAAUAUAACACGUUUCACACUUAUCCAUACAGUAACAAUGUAAUAUGUUAAUGUAAAUAAAAUUGCUUUUGAUAUUCAGAAAUAACAAUUUAAUUUUUUUAAUUUGUUUACAGCCCUGGGAAAAGUAAGAACCAUUUGCCAAAAUAAAAGGAAACCCCUUAGUGUUAGUAGUGAUUUUAACAUAGAAUCACUGGAGACUACUGGAGACAGAUGCAGCAAACUGAGCUCUUGUAAAGGCUGCCUUAGAAUAACUGUCAGAGCAGAUAACCAAGGCUGGGAGGCUGAGAUGCCAGCUGAGUUUAGCCGCAGGAGGCCCGUGGCUUAGCUGCCAGGCCCGGCUCCCCACCGCAGUACUGCUGGGGUGCACCCCGCUCUGGCUCCUGCAACCGUGGGCAGCACAGACUGAGGCUGCUGUAACUCUAGUUGCUUGGCUUUUUUAAAGUCAUUGAGUUCCAUUACUGGCCCAUUACUGUUUUGCUUCCCCCAUCAAAACAGGACAACUUAUAAAUGUGCACUCUUCCUGUAGCGGGUUUCCCCAUAGUUCUUAAACUGCCCCACUUGAGCUCCUAUGGAAAGAUCAAACGGAGCCACUUCUGACCAGUACAUCCCAGGAAACUGGGGCAGCAUUCCAGUUUUAUCUAAUAGACAGAACUUCCAGCUUUUGAGGAAAGUCUAUCUUUGCAAGCAACUGAACCUACAGAGCUUAAAGUAUCACUAGCUGCCCCUCCCCCAAAGGAGACUCUAAUUACAGGAGCAGCUGAAGGUCUGAGUAAUGUCCCAUUUUACACAAUUUGGUGUGAGUUCUGUGAUUCAUUUUCAAUUUGUGUUUCCCUGACUUAAAAGAAAACAAAAAAACACUAACGGCUGUGUUUGUGCGUUUGGCUGGUACUCCUCCCCUGGGCUCCCAUGCCCUCACUGUGGGGACACUGCACUCUGCUGGACAGUUACUCUUGCCUGCAUAGUGCUGAGGCCGGAGCCUGGACAGUGCAGACUGCCACAGCCCCAGUGGGGGGACUCGCCCCAGCAACCACUUCCUUGGGGGGUUUAAGGUUGCAAGUUUCCUCUGGGAGAUCUGGCUUUUGUUUUCCAGGUUUGGAGGAGUUUCCCCCCCCCCCUUUUUUUUUCUACAUUACUCCCCAAGCAUAUUGAAGCAUGUCUUAUUCAAUGUUAUGCAAUGGACUUCCACAAAAAUUCACUUAGUGUCAGCCACACAAUUUUUUUUUAAUGCGGUAUAUUCCCCUGUAAAUAGUUUGUGUAAAAUUUGACAGAAAAGUCUAUUUACUACAUUGUAAAUACAUGUGAUGAUAUAUUGUAUUAUUUUGCUUUUUUGUAAAGCAGUUAGUUGCUGUACAUGGAUAACAAACAAAAAUUUGAUUAUUCUUGUG